AUGUUGUCAAGAACUUAUUCAUUCACUAUUAGCAGUAUUAAUAUAGUAAUUGGCCUUAUUUUGCUUUGUUUUAAUACUGAAUUUUAUCAUAAUCCAUCAUGGAAAAUAACAAUUGAACAAGAACAAAAACAUUUAUUAGUUGAUAGUUUAAUACUUUCAAAACGAGCACAUUUAUUUUUUACAUAUGGAAUAAUUUGUUGUGUUUGUUUAGUAGCGAUACAUCUAACUAACGUUAUUCUACUUGUCUUUGUUUCAAGUGAAAUUCAUGUUCCGAAAUCUUCCUCUUUAUACAUUAAUGUCAUUUUAUUUACAUUGGUAUUCGUCACUAAUUUAUUUGAUUGGCUAGUGUGUUAUGAUUUAUGUUUCUACGAUAAAUGUUAA
This is a messenger RNA of Rotaria socialis, 381 nucleotides long. NCBI's taxonomy places the organism in Eukaryota, Metazoa, Rotifera, Eurotatoria, Philodinida, Philodinidae. The record is from the annotation of a GenBank genome assembly.